AUGAUGCUCCAGGUGAGGAUCGAACUCACAACCUCGGCAUCACCCGCACACAUACUGCUGUAUAAGUACCGCGCGCUAACCGAUUGCGCCACUGGAGCACCUGCUUUCCACUUCCGGUCACUAGCUACACGGCCUACGCAGCAAGGGCCAGCGUCUCGGCUGGGGGCACGGCCCGGGCCCCCCCCCCCCCGCUCCCCCGGAGCGCCGCCGCCGCCUCUCGCGCACCGGGCGGGUCGGGUUCGGCUGCCACCCCGCCGGGGUCACCCCCGUGACGGCGCGGGGGGCGCUCUGCGCGCGGAGACGGCGGCGACCGCUUGCAAGGCGACCGGGACAGGCAGGUGCGGACGCGCGGGCGCCCCCCGGGACAGCGCUCCUCGCGCGGCCUCCGAGGGGCUGGGGGGGGGCGCGGGGGGGGGGGCGCUGGCUCGCACGGACGCCGCUCGGCGCCUCGCUCCGGCUCUCCCGCAACCAACGGGUUGGAAACCGGAGGAUGUGAGAGGCUGUUUGCUGCCGCGAAGGGAUCUGCGCAACAGCCGCGCCCUUUUGUGUGAAGUGUGGGAUCAUCAGACCAUACUGCGUUCUCAUCCCUGUGGGCACGGUCACCGGCUCGGCCCUGCUGUGGGGGGCUUGGAGCCUCUCCACCUGCGUGAGGAGAGAUGCCAGGCAGCUCCCAGCCCCCUAUGCUGUGCUCUCUUCUCCAUCUGGACUGGUGUCUGUGUGUUCUUGGCAUGGCUGCUACGAAGUCUGUAUAUUUUGAAAGAAACUAGCUCACACAAGGAAGAGAAAAUCAUGUUUCUCUACUCAUCUUUAAUCCCCUUCGCUCAGCACCACGCUGGUUUUCUUAUCUGCCAGUGCCCAGAAAGAAGCACAGAAGUUUUUCUCUAUAUAUUUAUUCUGAAUGGAACAAAACCCAGCUUCCAGUCAAAGCCUCAGAUUCCGUUUCGGGGCAGAGGGAGUGAAAGCAGAAGAUUCCAGACUACCAUACUCAGAUUCCCACUGAUGGGAUGCAGUCACAGCCAGAACCCUGUAUGAUCAUGCAGGCCACUAAGAAAAGCCGAUGACUUCUAUUUCUUAGAAGUUCAUCA
This is a messenger RNA of Zalophus californianus (California sea lion), 1085 nucleotides long. Its product is annotated as translation initiation factor IF-2-like. Bases 1 to 1032 code for a protein of 343 amino acids. The transcript has 4 exons. NCBI's taxonomy places the organism in Eukaryota, Metazoa, Chordata, Mammalia, Carnivora, Otariidae. The record is from RefSeq and is a predicted model, not a curated record.